UUGGAACAGUCCCUGGCAAUCGCAAUAUUGCCCUCAUAUUUUUGUCGGACCGGACUCUCCGCAAAGUCGCAAAGACGCUCUGUAGAAAGGGAUGGGGGCGGUGACAAAAAGGUUCCCUCACAUACCAAAGUGAGUCUUCGACGAAUUUCCCCCAAUCCGAACGUACGACUUUUCUUUGAAAAGGACCGGCAUUUUCGAGAACCUAUGGUAAAAUAUCGAUACACCUUCAGUGAAGAGGACUCAGAGCACGCGUUUAUACGGACGAAAGUGUUGCGUGAAUUCGCAGGGGACAGAUGGAAAAGUAAAUAUCGGUGCAUGAAUCUACGU
This is a messenger RNA of Opisthorchis viverrini, 327 nucleotides long. RefSeq lists its product as hypothetical. The record is from RefSeq and is a predicted model, not a curated record. The annotation marks the transcript as partial. The transcript has 2 exons. NCBI's taxonomy places the organism in Eukaryota, Metazoa, Platyhelminthes, Trematoda, Opisthorchiida, Opisthorchiidae.